UGAGGGAGAAGGGGGAGGGUAAACACACCAAGGCAGACAGAGCCAUGUCUGACAUCCUCGCUCAGUGAAAGAAGGGCUGAUACAAAGCCUGGGCGACCGAGCAGAGGAGCGAUAGAGGGAAGGAGGCAGGGAGGGAGGGCAGAGUUGUGCGACGUGGAGGCUUCCUGUGGCUGCAGCUGCUGCUCUCGGUGCUGCUCCCCUCCCUGCUGCCUCCAUGCUCCUGACAGGGAAGCAGGGCAGCAUCAUCAUCACCAUCAGCACCCAGAUGCGGCGCCGCUGUAUGGGAGGUUAAUCCUGCACACACCAGCAUGGGAGCCAAACAGAUGAAAUGUCUCAGCUCGGCCAGCCCUGCUCACUCCCCCAAAGAGGAGUAUGUCAUCACCCAGUUCAGUGACACCCUUAAAGAGGAGGCCGUCCACGAUCAGGCCGAGGACCAUGGGGACCCCCGAGAAGACAAAUCUGAGCUGACAGAGAAGAAAUCUGUCGCAGAGGAGGUGUCCCUAUGUGGAUUGUGUCCCUCCCUCGGGCACAAUGUGCAGGAGGAGGAGAAGUCCUGGGAGGAGCAGCUGGACGCCCACCAGGAGCAUCUGGAGAAAGAGAUGCAGGAGGCCAGGAGGAUGGUGUUCCGCCUCCAGGCGCUGCUGCUGCACGGCUCCCUCCCUGAGGAGGACCAGGUUGGAUCCUUGAGCUUCGGCGAGAACCGGGCGAAUGCUGAGCAGCAGCUGGUUCUGAUCCGCAGUCGUCUGGACCAAAGCGUGGAGGAGGCCCUUGAUCUCAAGAGGGAUCUCCUGAGACACAAACAGGAGGUGCGACACGUCCAGGCCAUCAAGGAUGCUCUGCAGCAGCGCCUGGCCGUGCAGGAGGACGCCGUCCUGCAGCUCAAGCAGGAACUGCUGAGAUCCAACAUGGCCAAAGAUCAGCUGGAAGGGGAAAAUGUGGAACUCAAACACAAGCUGAGCGAACAGAACAAAUUGCUCAGUGAAUAUGAGCAGCAGCUCGGGAGGAAGGAGAGAAUACUGCAGCAGCAGCAACAAAAGCUGGAGGACGCUCAACAUAAAGCACACGGAGUCAGCCUGGCACGGUCAUUCAGGAGUGAAAGUGGUGGGUACAGUAACUCAGUGGCUUCAACAUCUCCUCCAUCAUUCCAACACACUGCACCGGGAGACGAGCUGCAGCUGGUGAGGGAGGCUCUCCGUAGUUUGAGGGACAGUUUUUCCGGCCACGAUCCCCAACAUCACACCCUGGACACUCUGGAGCAGGGCAUGUCCAGCCUCAUGGAACGAUUACACACCUUUGACACGCAGCGCAGACAGGACAGAGGGGAGGAAUUCAAAUCACCGGGACGCAGAGCCAACCCGACAGACCGGGAGUCCUGGCCGAUGAGCUCGAAAAUGGCGCACUCACACAGCAGCCCGGGGUUGGAUUCCACCGUUUCAACCAAAGUGCUCUACUUCACCGAUCGCUCGCUCACUCCGUUUCUGAUCAACAUCCCAAAAAGGCUGGGCGAGGUGACACUGCGAGAUUUCAAGGCCGCUGUGGACAGACAAGGCAGUUUCAGAUACCACUUCAAGGCCCUUGACCCGGAGUUUGGCACAGUGAAAGAGGAGGUUUUCCAGGACGGAGCAGUCGUGCCUGGCUGGGAGGGGAAGAUCGUGGCGUGGGUGGAGGAGGACCACGGAGAGCGGAGGUAGAGCCCGAAAACGAGAGAGCACCGCAGCAAACCUCAGUUGUUCCCACUGGACCAGAAAAACAAAUACUCCUGAUGCCAUAAGAAACAGUAACACAAUUAACUGGGACCAAAAGAGACGAAUACAAUUUCAGUGUAAAACAAUGUUUUAAAAAUGAAUGUUUCAUAAUGAAGAAUUUGACUUGAAUUUCACAUUGGAUACUUUUGUUUAUUUAAUUUUUUAAAUAAUGCGUAUCAGCCACUGUUUGCAGCUCAUACAUUAAUACGGGGGACUAAAAGUUAACAAUCAGUAAACUUGAAUCUCUGAAUUAUAUAAAAAGAAAUGUGAUUUACAAAAAAUAACAUGGGAUGAGCUUAAAAAAAAAGAAGAAGCUGUUAUCAGUGCUGAUUUUUCACACGUUCCAGAUUGCCAAACAGUGAUGUUGUUGUUUCCCCAUCCAUUGUGAUGUUUUAAUAAAGGCAAAUUACUGCA
Platichthys flesus (European flounder) is the source of this 2159-nucleotide messenger RNA. It is a transcript of the gene dixdc1a, whose product is annotated as DIX domain containing 1a. Gene Ontology annotation, biological process: canonical Wnt signaling pathway. NCBI's taxonomy places the organism in Eukaryota, Metazoa, Chordata, Actinopteri, Pleuronectiformes, Pleuronectidae. The transcript has 16 exons. The record is from RefSeq and is a predicted model, not a curated record. The coding region runs from base 309 to 1691 and encodes 460 amino acids. Gene Ontology annotation, cellular component: cytosol.